UGGCGAAAUAACACGAGUUAUCGUUUCGUGCACAUUAAAAAUAAUAUUACUUAUACUGUGUUUAACUGAGGAUUUCUUUCUUUGACAGUAAUAAAAUGAUAAGAUAAAUUGUCUGUGAUUGUGGAGUAAAGUAUUGCGCUCGUUCAGUGUUCUUCCAUGUUCGAAUCAAGAUGGACCACGGAACGGCUGAGCUGGAAAAGAUAAAUAUAAGUGACGAAAAUGAAGUGAAAUCUCUAAAGGAUGUGGACUCUAAUCGACCAUUUCGGAGACAGGCCUUUGUUUCCAUGGGGUCAUUCCUCCUGUCAUUUAGUGCUGGAGCAACAGCUGGAAUCUCAGCCAUCAUUAUACCGCAGCUGUUACAUGAGGAAGGAAGACAUAAAUAUAGUACAGAGAUGAUGUCCUGGGUAGCGGCCAUGUCUUCUUUGGCUCUUCUCUUCGGUAACAUGAUAUCCGGAUACUUAAUGGAACGUUUUGGCAGAAGAAUGUCUCAAAUCAUCCUCUCAAUGUUCUACAUUAGUGGCUGGCUGAUCAUUGGAUUCUCAACGAACAUCUACUUCAUGCUAGUUGGGAGGUUUAUUACAGGCUUUUGUCAAGGGUGGCUUGGCCCAUUAGGACCUGUAUUUAUUGGAGAAAUAAGUUCACCAGCCUACAGAGGUCUAUUCUUGGCUGGCCUGUCCUUGAGCAUUGCAUCUGGAGUGUUCAUGUCGCAUUUGUUUGGAACCUUCCUUCACUGGAGUCACGCAUCAAUUCUGUGCGCGCUGUUUCCGUUGCUCGGAUGUGUUACUCUAUAUUUUUCACCUGAAUCGCCUUCCUGGCUUGCAUCUAAAAACGAUAUCGACAAAUGCAAGAAAUCAUUUUAUUGGUACAGAGGAAAUAGUUUAGUGAUGCAGAACGAGCUGGACAAAAUGCUAGCCGAAUACGAGAAGAAAAAAGAAGUGAAACCCAAGUGGGAAACUUUGAAAGAUAAUAUACAGAAACCAGAGUUUUGGAAACCUCUAUGUAUAAUGAUUGUAUUCUUCAUAGUCACACAGUUGUCUGGUAUCAAUGUGAUAUGCGCGUACACAACAGACAUAAUGAAAGUGCUCAUAGGAAAUAAUAAAAACACGUACACGGCUAUGUUAGCAACUGAUAUUUUACGAGUAGUAGCCCUAAUUACAGCGUGUAUCCUCCUACGUAGAAUAGGACGCCGGCCAUUAGCUAUAUUUAGUGGUGUGUUUACAACACUAUCUUUAAUAACACUAUCCAUAUAUUUAUAUCUUGUUGAAAAGAGGAUUAUAAGGCAUAUAUCACCGCUCAUAUCUCUAGGAUUAAUGGCUAUAUACAUAGUUGUAUCUAACUUAGGUAUAUCACCUUUACCGUGGAACAUGGUUGGCGAAGUAUUCGCGUCAGAAACCAAAGGAUUAGGUUCUGGUAUUAGUGUGAUGAUGACUUCUAUGGCCUUCUUUGGAACUGUAAAAACAGCGCCCGCCAUGUUUCAUAGUAUAGGACAUCAUGGCACCUAUUUGUUCUAUGGCCUAUCUACUCUCUGUGGUACGGUCUUCUUAUACUUCUUCCUUCCUGAAACCAGAGGUAAAACUCUAUUACAAAUUGCAGAACAUUUUAGGUACGGAAAUAAAGAAAAAAGUAAAGAAUCUAAUAAUCACUGCGUAUAAUUAGGUUUAAAGAACCGCUUAAUGUCAGUGUGAUAAGAUAACACGAAAAGCAGGUCAAUAGUCUUACGUAAUAGGAUUCAAUUCAUCAAUGUGAUAGUCCCAGUACAUUGGGCUAUAAUGAAUAAUUGUUAUCGUAAUUUAAAUAAUAAAUUAGAUAUGGAGUAAUUUAGGGAGCGUUAGGUGUAACUUUGUCACACAAAUUGUCUAAACUGCCAGUAAUGAUAAUUACAAUUGAUGAUAAUAAUCAACUUAACCUCAUUAGAUACUUUUCUCAUAGAUUUCUUUGAGAAACAUUUAAGUCUCAAUACAUAAAUAACUUUAGGUAGCAUGUAACGGCCGACUGUUUUCAUAUGGAAACAAAUUGGGCGCAAAGUAACUCUUGUGGUUUCUGGUUGACCAGCGCUGUGAAACAUGUCUGCUCCACAGCAUAUUGCUGAGCCAGGGCCAGCUACAACCACAGCACACACACAUAAGUGUGUAAUGUGUAUGUAUGUAGCUUAUUCAUUUUUUUUUUCUUUCCAUAAUUUUUUGUUAUUUUUUUUUUUUGAUGAUUAUUAUUUUGUGUUUCUAUAUGCGUGUUUUGUUAGUAAUAAAAGUUACGGUUCGUUAGUAAUUGGAAAAGUGCACGUUGUAUCGCCCCAAGUGUUUACGGAUGCACCGUUGCUAAUAAAAACAGUAGACAAUUUCACAGUCCGUUUAAGAUGGACAAGUGGCACGCUUCUGUUUCAACAAGUUAUGAAUUUCUUCCUGUUGUGACACGUGGGUAUGACCCGAGAGAUUCGCAUCUGCAAGGAUUUUUUUCUGAACGCCGUUUCCCACGUUACACGUUGGUACGCGACCUGUUUUUGUGCACCACAAAAAGUGAGGGUAACAUCUGGAGGUGUGGUUAUUUUUGGAGUACCAUUUGAGGAUGAGGAAGUAAGAAUUAUACCCAGACGUAUAUCAGUUAAUAUUUCAGUAAAUAUUUAACUAAGUAAUUACUGCUUCAUCUGUACUUGUUCAUAUUAUUAAGAUUCUGUCAUUUUAUCAACGUGUAAACAGUAAGUAUAAUUAUAAAAAUAUAUUAGUAUUUAUAGAUUCAAAAUAAGAAUAAUUAUGAUUAUAGAAUAUUAGUUUCUGUUACAACUUUAAAAAAACAGAUUCAAUUAUAUCUAAUUACACUGUUUGCACAUACUAUUAACCCGUACACAACACAAAAAAUAAAAGAUACAAGAAUAGAAAUAACAACAAUGACCGAUAAACAGGAGUAAUUUGACAAAUAACACACAAAUCUAUAAUUUUUGAUUAGUCAUAAACUACGCCAAACAUCUCUUGUGCCUGUGUUGGCACUUAUAAUCAAAGGCUUUUAAAUAAUUCCAAUAGAAAUUAGCGUAAUUUUCAUAUCAAGUUCCGGUGCGUUCAUUUGUUUAUUGUUCUGUGAACCACUUGCAUAUCAUAUCAGUGUGUGGGUCAAAAUGAAUAUUGAAGAGACACGUGUCGGAAAUGCUGCACGUGGUUUCAAUUAGAUUGAAAAAAAUGUUGUCUAGAAUAAAAAGCCUCACCCCUAAGUGGGUGGAGUCGUUGAUAAAGGUUAUCAUAGAACGUAUAUUUUGACCUCUGUACACGUAACAUUGUAUGAUUUUAUUACCGUCUUAAGUAGUCAAUUUAAUGCUUCGUUUGUGAUAUUCAAAUUGAGAUUUUGAUAAUGCGUUAAUUGAAAUUUAAUUGUAGACCAAUAAAUUAUUCUAGUAGUAAUAGUCAAUAAUUAGUUGUUCGCAUGAGAUUUUUAUACUAUGAUUAUCUUCUAUAAAUCUAUCUAGUCUAUAAAUUUAUACAUAAAUAAAAUUUACGAAAUA
This is a messenger RNA of Pieris napi, 3487 nucleotides long. Its product is annotated as facilitated trehalose transporter Tret1-like. Gene Ontology annotation, molecular function: transmembrane transporter activity. Gene Ontology annotation, biological process: transmembrane transport. The record is from RefSeq and is a predicted model, not a curated record. Gene Ontology annotation, cellular component: membrane. NCBI's taxonomy places the organism in Eukaryota, Metazoa, Arthropoda, Insecta, Lepidoptera, Pieridae. The transcript is spliced from 3 exons. Bases 171 to 1652 code for a protein of 493 amino acids.